GGAAUAUAAAAAGUUAACGAGACUGGUGUUUUCCGACGAUCUGUGCACCACGUCACACAUGCAGUUCCUCUUCCUUUUGACGUCGCUGCUCACCGUAGCCUCUUUCGUAUCCGCCGUUCCCAAUCCGUUACCUGGUAGCGAAAACAUUGUGGUGCGGGAUCCUACGAUAUGGUACAACCCCACCCCUCGCAAGUACUUCGUUUUCUCCACCGGUGAAGGUAUCAGGAUCUUCACGAGCCCAUCGUUGACAGGAUCCUGGACCCGUGUCGGCACUGUGAUGCCCAACUGCUCCAUCAUCAAUCACCCAGGGAAUUGUGAAUUAUGGGCACCCUCCAUCAGUUUCACUUUGGGAAAAUACGUGUUGUACUACGCGGUCUCUACCAUCGGAAGUCAAGAUUCUGCUAUCGGUGUAGCGACUAGUCCUUCAAUGGAACCAGGUACCUGGACAGACCUCGGUGCAGUCGUCACGUCCAAGCCGGGCGAUGUCUUUAAUGCAAUUGAUCCUGAUCUGAUUGAUUACAAUGGUCUCAAGCUCUCCUUUGGUUCUUACUGGAACGGCAUCUAUCAGAUUGGUAUCUGGCCUGAUGUUAAUAAUCCAGCUUCUCCGACUCCCGGAACACACCUCGCAGGCGGAAACGGUCGCCCGGCGGAAGGUGGCACUACAUUCAAACCCGAGGACUCGCCGUAUUGGUUCCAUUUCUUUUCUGAUGGAGUUACUCCUCUCGCCGGCUCAACCAGCCGUCCACCUCCAGGAGAAGAGUACAAAGUUCGCGUUGGCCGCGGAACUGGCGGGAUGGGACCGUUCGUUGGGCAGCUUGGAUUUGCUCUGACUGAGACGAGGGACCCCCCGACUGGUUCCCUUGUUUUAGGAUCGCAUGACAAUAUCUACGCGCCUGGUGGCCAGAGUAUCUUCAAAGACCCGGUCAGUGGCCGAUACGUGAUGGCCUAUCAUUACGUUCGUAACAACGAUACAGUUGGCGGUCAAUCAUACUUGGGCAUCAAUUUCCUGGAUUUCUCCUCUGGAUGGCCGGUCGUUGUCGAUUGAAGUUCAAUUCUUGAUGGAAAUGGAAAGGAGCGAUAUAACAUCCACUAAAUGGAUUUCUCACUGGAUCCCAUUUUUUCAGUCGAAUUUUACGAAUUGUACCGCAGAAUGUCUUAAUUCCGUUGAUUCACAGCUGUUUCCCCA
Molecule: messenger RNA, 1186 nt
Organism: Marasmius oreades (fairy-ring Marasmius)
Lineage: Eukaryota; Fungi; Basidiomycota; Agaricomycetes; Agaricales; Marasmiaceae
Exons: 8
Coding region: 59-1045 (328 amino acids)
Biological process (GO): carbohydrate metabolic process
Molecular function (GO): hydrolase activity, hydrolyzing O-glycosyl compounds
Source: RefSeq, a predicted model, not a curated record